Antechinus flavipes (yellow-footed antechinus) is the source of this 3044-nucleotide messenger RNA. RefSeq names its product zinc finger protein OZF-like. Lineage: Eukaryota; Metazoa; Chordata; Mammalia; Dasyuromorphia; Dasyuridae. The record is from RefSeq and is a predicted model, not a curated record. The transcript has a single exon. The coding region runs from base 9 to 1397 and encodes 462 amino acids. Gene Ontology annotation, biological process: regulation of immune system process; negative regulation of transcription by RNA polymerase II; regulation of cytokine production.
AGAAUGAAAUGAAAGAAACUCCUGCAGAGCUAAGCCAUCCUGUGGUAGAAACUCCCAAGCAGUGGUUCAGGGGUGAUGGAUCCUAUGAUUUUACUUGGAGAAAAAGCUGUGCAACACAUGAGAGAAUCCAGCUUAGAGAGAGUCAUUGUGAAUGUAUCGAAUGUGGAAAAGGUGUUAUAAAAAAGGAAAAUCUUAUUGUACAACCGAGAAUCCACACACGAGAAAAACCUUAUGAAUGUAACCAAUGUGGAAAAGCUUUUAGAAGGAAGGGAAAACUUAUCGUACAUCAGAGAAUCCACACUGGAGAGAAGCCUUAUGAAUGUAACCAAUGUGGAAAGGCUUUUAAAAGCAAGGGAGGUCUCAUUGGUCAUCAAAAAAUCCACACUGGUGAGAAACCUUAUGAAUGUAAUCAAUGUGGAAAGGCUUUUAGAAGCAAGGGAGUUCUCAUUGGUCAUCAGAGAAUCCACACUGGUGAGAAACCUUAUGAAUGUAACCAAUGUGGAAAGACUUUCAGAAGGAAGGGAAAACUUACCGUACAUCAGAAAAUCCAUACUGGAGAGAAGCCUUAUGAAUGUAACCAAUGUGGAAAGGCUUUUAGAAGCAAGGGAGGCCUCAUUGGUCAUCAAAAAAUCCACACUGGUGAGAAACCUUAUGAAUGUAACCAAUGUGGAAAGGCUUUUAGAAGCAAGGGAGGUCUCAUUGGUCAUCAGAGAAUCCACACUGGUGAGAAACCUUAUGAAUGUAACCAGUGUGGAAAGGCUUUUAGAAGCAAGGAAGGUCUUAUUGGACAUCAGAUGAUGCACAUUGCAGAGAAGCCUUAUGAAUGUAACCACUGUGAAAAGGCUUUUAGAAGCAAGGGAGGUCUUAUUGGACAUGAGAUGAUGCACACUGGAGAGAAACCUUAUGAGUGUAACCAGUGUGGAAAGGCUUUUAGAAGCAAAGGAGGUCUUAUUGGUCAUCAGAGAAUCCACACUGGAGAGAAACCUUAUGAAUGUAACCACUGUGGAAAGGCUUUUACACAAAAGGGAACUCUUACUACACAUCAGAGAAUCCACACUGGAGAGAAACCUUAUGAAUGUAACCAGUGUGGAAAGGCCUUUAGAGACAAGGAUGGUCUUACUGUACAUCAGAGAAUCCACACUGGAGAAAAACCUUAUGAAUGUAACCAAUGUGGAAAAGCUUUUAGAAGGAAAGGAAAACUUACUGUACAUCAGAGAACCCAUACUGGAGAAAAGCCUUAUGAAUGUAACCACUGUGGAAAGGCUUUUACAAGCAAAAGAGGUCUCAUUGGUCAUCAGAGAAUCCAUACUGGAGAGAAACCUUAUAAAUGUAACCAAUGUAUAAAGGUUUUUAGAUAUAAAUCUAGUCUUACUGACCAUGAGCGUACCCACACUUAAGAGAAACUUUAUGACUAUAAUCAAUGUUGGAAAGCUUUUGCAAAUAGAGGAUUUCUUACUAGAUAUCAAAGAACCCAAACUGGACAGAAACCUUCUGAAUGUAAGCAAUGUGGAAAGGCUUUUGGGGGAAACCUGGAAUGCUAAUGUAUUGUUGGUGGAAUUGUGAACGGAUCCAACCAUUCUGUCAAACAAUAUGGAACUAUGCCCAAAGGGCUAUCAACAAGUGCAUAGCCUUUGAACUAGCAAUGUUUCUACUGGGCUUAUUUGCCAAAGAGAUCCUAAAGGAGGGGAAAAGACCCAUAUGUGCAGAAAUGUUUCUGCAGUCCUGUUUGUAGUGGCAAGAAACUGGAAACUGAGUGGAUGCCCAUCAGAUGGGAAAUACUGAAUAAGUCAUAGCACAUUAAUGUUGUGCAAUAUUAUUGUUCUAUAAGGAAUGAUCAGCAGGAUGAUUCCAGAGACGCCUACAUGAGCUGAUGCAAAGUGAAGUGAGCAGAAUCAGGAAAUGAUCAUACAUGGCAACAUCAAGACUAUACAAUGAUCAAUUAUGGUGGACAUGGCUUGUUUCAACAAUGACAUGAUUCACGCCAGUUCCAAUGAUCUUGUCAUGAAGAGAGUCAUCUACACUGAUAUAUGACUGUGGGAACUGAGGUGGAUCACAACAUAGCAUUUGCACUCUUUGUGCACCUAACAAGUUGGUGAGAAUACCCCAAAAAUACUGGUGAGAGAAGUUUCCCAGGGCUGCUGUCACUUCCUGUCAGAUGAGUCCCAGCUGUCCCAAAGCACAAUGUAUCCAAGCCUCUGACGCCGGCUUGGGGGUCAAUUUCCUCUCCAAGAUGUUCCCUUUCAAAUGUGGCAGAUGGACUUCAUUCAAUUGCCAGCAGCCCAUGGUUCCAAAUAUGCUUUGGGAAUGGUCUGUACACUUUCCCGCUGAGUGGCAGAGCUCCCCCACAGCCUGUGGGCUAGCAAAAAUCAUCUUAGAUAAAAAGCAUUUCAGACCCACAUGGGCCACAAUGUGCCGGACCUUUGUGCGGUCACAAAGAACUGAAAAAUAAAUAUGUGUCUGUCUACUGGGGAAUGGCUGAAUAACUUGUGGUACUUGAAGACCAUGGUAAAAAUGAGGAAUGGCUGGUUUUGGUAAAACCUGGAAUUACAUGACCUGAUACUGAUUCAAACAAGCAGAACUAGAAGUACACUGUACACAGUAACAGUCAGAAUGCAUGAUGAUCAACUAUGAACUAUGGUCCUUAUCAGAGGUUCAGGGAUGCAAAGCAACCCCAACAAACUGCACAGAAAAUGCCAUCUGCAUCCGCAAAAAGAACUACGGAGACUGAAUGUAAAUAAACAUGUGCUAUGUUCUCUACUUUUUUCUUUUCUUUUUUUUUUUUAAAUCUCUUCAAUUUUUCUCUCCCUAUAACAUGCAUAAAGCAAUGUGUAUUAAGAAGAAACAAAGUUACUAGGGAAAAAAAAGAAAAAAAAUCAUUCCAUUAUGUAGGGUUCUUAAAGAAAUUCUUAAUAAUAGAUGUACCCAUUUUACAAGAGCUUCAUUACCUAAGGUGCUUUCACCCUAGUCAAUCACACAGCACAUUGGGCCUUUUACCUCCCAGUCAUCAAGGAUAGGGAAUAAAGUUAAUAGAAUACUUAACACCU